GCUUAUCCUUUUUGUGGCUAGCUUCACAUAGAUGAAAUAUACGUGGUGGAGAGAUGUGCUGAAACUCCUUUCGGUUCAUCCAAAAAGAUCUCUCAAGCUGCCAAUAGCAUUCCCGAAAUAACAGAAAUAUCAGCACUGGAAUGAGCAGGCUGAGGCGGGGAGAUGCCUUACGUGGAUCGGCAGAACAGGAUCUGUGGCUUCCUGGACAUCGAGGAGAAUGAGAACAGCGGCAAGUUCCUCCGACGCUAUUUCAUCCUGGACACCAAGGAGGGUAGCCUGGUGUGGUACAUGGACAACCCACAGAACCUGCCCAAAGGAGCUGAACAUGUUGGCUCCCUCAAACUCUCUUACAUCUCAAAGGUGAGUGAUGCCACCAAGCUGCGACCGAAGGCGGAGUUCUGCUUCGUCAUCAAUGCUGGUAUGAGGAAGUUCUACCUCCAGGCCAACGAUCAGCAGGAUCUGGUAGAGUGGGUCAACGUGCUCAACAACGCCACCAAGAUCACAGUGCCAAAGUCGGGGGACGGCCAGCCCAGUGCAGAGAUGCCUCAGGAGGUGCUGGGUUCCAUGAAGCAGAUCUCCUAUAAGACGGAGAUCAUAGGAGGGGUACCCAUCAUCACUGCCACACAGGAGCAGGGCGACGGGGGGCAGAACGGAGCAGACAGGGGGGGCCCGCGGAAGGCCCACAGUCAGCUGCCCUACUUCCUGGGGCGGGGGGUGCAGGACCAGGCGCUCAUCAAGGCUGGAUACUGUGUCAAGCAAGGAGCCCUGAUGAAGAACUGGAAGAGGAGAUACUUCUUACUGGAGGAGAACGCGGUCAGCUACUUUAAGUCAGACCUGGAGAGAGAGCCACUGCGUGUGAUCCCACUGAAAGAGGUUCACAAAGUUCAGGAGUGCAAACAGAGUGACUUAAUGCAGAGGGACAAUCUAUUUGAAGUGGUCACUAGCUCAAGGACCUUUUACAUACAGUCGGACAGUCCAGAGGAGAUGCACAGCUGGAUAAAGGCCAUCUCUGGAGCCAUUGUGGCCCAGCGGGGGCCUGGACGCUCAGCUGCCUCUGAGCACAGUGACCACACCCCCUCCGCCUUCUACUGUAGCAGCAAUCAGGCGGGACCCCCCGUCCCUCGCUCGCCCAUACAGGCAGAGCUCCCCUACCACCAGCCACAGGGGGGCCCGGGCCCUGACCUGGGACAGCCAGGACUUCUUGGGCCUGCUGCCCUGGCGAGGCCACCAGGGGCCACCACCACCGCACCGCUCCCGCCUCUCUCUCCAGGAGACCCCUCGCCUGUCCAAGUGAGCGCCUCGUCCUGUUACCCCACCAAUGCCCACCAGGAGGAGCUGUCGCCAUGGAGACGGCGCAGCAAGGUAGAGGGCGACCAACCAGAACUCUCCUCCCUCGGCUUCGAGGACUCAGACCUGCAUGUCAGCCAGGUGUGAGCCUCUAACCCUGACCCCUCCUGUCAGGAUUCACACUGACAGAAAGGGGACUGGACAUAGUGGACAGUCAUCAACAACGACAAGAGGAAAGCCAAUCAAACGUGACCAAUCAGCGCCAACCUGGCCCUCAGGAAGACAGGAAGUGGUCCCUGGCUGUGACCGUUGAUCGUCUACUCUCCCCUGUAUCCAGACCCUCUCUUAACACAGCAAAUUGCGUGACGUUUCAGGGCAAGGAGACGCCGUCAGAUGUUCUAUUUCAGUCCCUUUCGUUGUUGAUAUUUCUGUUGGGUGUUGCUCUUUCUCUCUUGUUGUUGGUAUUGUAUGAUUCCUAGACAUCCUCCCCUCUCCAUUGGCUCAAGAGGUUACAAGAGGUGGACUGGGUUGGCUACUCUGCUGAGAAACUCACAAAUCAUUUUUUGUCAUUAUUUCCCACUCCACUCCCAGACGUCACUUGAUUUACUGUUAUCAGGGUUUUUAAAAAAGGGGCUAGAUGUUAUUUGUGUUCAUAGUUAUGUAAAUGAAAAAGUUGUAACUGGUGUCAAUGAGACAACCCCACUCACACACAAAAACAUACACGUGUGGUGUAGACUUGUGUGUACUUUUAACACGACCAUUUGAGUUUCUAUCCAAGCCGUUGUUGAAGCACAUCAUGAAUCCUCAUCACAUCCUAAAGAUAACUUUUAGCAGAUGAAUUUCCCUGCAGCUUUUUCUUAUUUUCAGCUGCGUUUUUAGAAAGGAAGUGGGUGUUACGUGUUUAUAUUUUCUGUUUCUAUUCAUCAUUUAAAAUAGAUACGCUUUGAGUCCUUCUGUUCAUAUGAGUUACACCUGUUGUGUUUUAGACUCUCUCUCUCUCUUUCUUUCUCCCUCUCUCUCUGUCAACCACACACACACACACACACACACACACACACACUGUCACACCUCUGUUUUUUUGUUGUUGUUGCCAAAUGAAGUCCUGCACUGUAUUGUAUGUGCCUGCCAAUGUUAGCAUGCAUUUGAAUAGAGACUUCUCCCUCAGGAGGACAUUAACAGGACAUGUAUAUGUGCAACACAUCUAUAGGCCUCUUGGCAGGGCCUUUCAAAUGGCACCUUGUGGACACUCAUGUGGGCAGACAAGCUGCUCACUGCCCUUGAUCUGUUUUCUGGGUGUUCCUUUGUGGUCCUCUUCUCUUUUCUACUGUGCGACUAUUUGACUACUUUUCCCGUAUGCUGUGACAGUUUGUGUGUCUGUGGGGAGGCCUUCUGUGCCUCUCAGCCGUACUCUUCCUGUAACUUGUUACUGUGUUGCACACCUCUACUGUAAAGCUGGUAAAGUGCCUGCGUUCUCUUUUUAUAGAGAGAAGAAAGAAAGAAAAAAAGAAGAUAUUUUGACCCUUUUAAUUGUGUACCUGAUGCUCUGAAUCAUGUGCAUUAUUUAUUAAGUGGAGUUUGAGAAUAAAUCAAUGGAUUCAA
This is a messenger RNA of Oncorhynchus nerka (sockeye salmon), 2886 nucleotides long. Its product is annotated as pleckstrin homology domain-containing family A member 1-like. The record is from RefSeq and is a predicted model, not a curated record. Bases 163 to 1434 code for a protein of 423 amino acids. Lineage: Eukaryota; Metazoa; Chordata; Actinopteri; Salmoniformes; Salmonidae. The transcript is spliced from 12 exons.